GCAGUUUCCCAAUUUAAAAGUCAAAGAUGGAGUCCAAACUCAUCGUGAGGCUCAACUUCAGGAGGUGAAAGAAGCUCAAGGACCAGAAACAGAAACUGGAAAGUAUGGCUUGGAGGCAAAAACUUCCCAGAAAGAAGCAGAAAAAGCAGAAGUAAAAUCACAUCUAUCAACUACUGUGUCAUCUACCUCAUCAUUACUGUCAGGAGCAGAGCGAUCAACAUCUUCACCACCAUCACUGUCUAAAGCCCAAACACCAGCUAUCACUGCUGUCACAAAUACUGUGAUGUUUGCACCGACUUCACCACUGUUCAACACAAAUUCUCCUCCUCUUGUGCUUGGAGAACCUGCCACAUCCCAGGAUGAUGUGACUUCAUCUGAAAUAGUAACAGGCUCAUCACAAACUGCACAUGACGACCAGCAGGCUAAAAAUGAUUUCAAGUAUCCUCCUUUGUCUCAGCCUGGGACUGUAGAUCAAGAGGAUCCCACUGAGACUUCAAUAUACACUUUGUCUACUUCUGUUUCUUCCAUUUCAACCAGUUCUUCCUCCAUGUCAUCUCCUGCACCAUCCUUAUCAUCCUCCUUUUCUGCCCCAACUACCUCAAGUCCCAGCUCUACCCAGUCCAAUAAUGUUCCUCCAAACACCGUCACCACAGAGCCGAGAUCUCACCGCACCGAUCACCACAACCUCACAUCAAACGCCACCUCCGAACCACCUCUGCUGUCUCUGAGACUCAGCAGACGACCCGUGUGCACUUACCCACCUGUUCCUACUCAUGGGACCUUCUACUUUCGUAAUGUUGAGAAUCCAGGGCCCAGAGAGUACAGACAUUACAUACAGUAUGCUUGCUACCCCGGUUAUACGCUGGCUCAUGGAGACAUACACAGCUACUGCCAGCAGGGGGGCAACUGGAGCGGAGUCACACCUGUGUGUCUGGAGUUGACACCAUGCUCAGUUAACAACGGAGGCUGUUCCCAGCUGUGCUCCCACUCCCAGCACCACAACCAGAGCUCCAACCAGACCCAAACCAGAACUCAGUGCCACUGCAGAACCGGAUUCACUCUGCUGGAUGACGGGCGAACGUGUCGAGAUUUAGACGAGUGUAUGGAGGGGCAGCACCAGUGUCAGCAGAGAUGCAUCAACACAUUUGGUUCCUUUAAGUGCAGCUGUGAUGACGGCUAUAAACCAUCUCAUGACCAGACCUCCUGCACAGAUGUGGAUGAGUGUCUGCUGUCUGCAGCUGUUACAGGCUGUGUGUUUGGUUGUGUUAACACUCCUGGGAGCUUCUACUGUCAUUGUCCUGCUGGCUACAGCCUUCAAACUGCAGACACCCAAUGCCAAGAUAUAGAUGAGUGUGCUGUUAAUCAGGGGCUUGGGCCGUGUACGGAGAAGUGCCACAACUCACCAGGAUCCUACCGAUGCUCCUGCUCGUACGGACACAUCUUAGCUGGAGACGGGCGCAGCUGCAUCGCCGAGUGUCCACCUGGAUACAGGAAGCAACCAACAAAAACAGCACCUGGGAACUCAACUUCACAAGCUCUUAGGGAGGAGUGUGUAGAUGUAAACGAGUGCCAGGAGGAAACGUGUGAGUGGCAGUGCGCCAACCUGCCAGGCUCUCACCGCUGCAUCUGCCCCCGAGGAUACACACUCCACAGAGAUGGCCGACGCUGCAAAGACAUUAACGAGUGCAGUUUGAAGAAUGGAGGGUGUUCUCACCUGUGUGUGAACCAGAAAGGUGGUUAUAAAUGUGCCUGUCCAGCCUCCCAUCGCCUCUCCCCCUACAGCUGGAAGAAAUGUGUACCGAGGACAACAGCAAACUCUGCUGGCUGA
Messenger RNA from Plectropomus leopardus (leopard coralgrouper), 1828 nucleotides. RefSeq lists its product as uncharacterized. Gene Ontology annotation, molecular function: calcium ion binding. The record is from RefSeq and is a predicted model, not a curated record. NCBI's taxonomy places the organism in Eukaryota, Metazoa, Chordata, Actinopteri, Perciformes, Serranidae.